Arabis nemorensis is the source of this 1371-nucleotide messenger RNA. Lineage: Eukaryota; Viridiplantae; Streptophyta; Magnoliopsida; Brassicales; Brassicaceae. The record is from the annotation of a GenBank genome assembly.
AUGGCAGCUUCAAGCGGUUCUGGUUUGGAACCUCAGAAAAAUGAUAUCAAUUCUGAUGUGGAUGGGGAAACGAAUAUAGACAUGGAGGAAGACAUGGAUCUAACAGAAGAUGAUUUCAGAAAUGUUUCUGGCCAGUUUUUAGGGGAAACUCCGAUAGCCGAGGUUAGGGAUGCUGUCAAUGUCAGUGUUGAAACCGUGAAAGUGGAUGUUAGUUCUAAAUCUGGCGUUAAACGAGCCAGAACAACCUCUUACGAACAGCAACCUUCAGUCCAUGUUACUUAUAAACAUUUAACAAGAGCUAGUAAGCACAAGCUGGAAGGUUUAUUACAGCAAUGGUCAGAAUGGGAGGCAGAACAAAAUUCCCUAGCCCAGGAUCAAGAAGAAGUACUAGAAUCUGGUGAGGAGACAUAUUUUCCUGCUCUGUGUGUGGGAUUGCAGAAGACAUCAUCUGUGUCAUUCUGGUUUGACUGCCAAACUGGUCGCAAUUCUUUAAAGGAGUUUGUUCCAGUGGAAAGUAUCACUACUCCACUUUAUGACCGUGGAUUUACAAUUGGGUUAGAUUCAGCUGAUGCCUCUAAUAACUUGGAAGGAGGCUUAGAGAUUAUUGAUGAACCCACACGUUGCUUCAAUUGCGGCGCUUACAGUCAUUCCAUGAGAGAAUGUCCAAAGCCUUUUGAUCGAGCAGCAGUUAGUAUUGCCCGGAGGCAACAUAAAAGCAAAAGAAAUCAGACACCUGGAUCCCGUUUACCCUCCCGAUAUUAUCAGAGCCCUCAAGGUGGAAAAUAUGAUGGCUUGAAGCCUGGCUCACUUGAUGCAGAGACACGCCAGCUUCUUGGUCUAAGGGAACUUGACCCUCCUCCAUGGCUUCACAGAAUGCGAGAAAUUGGGUAUCCACCGGGAUAUUUAGUUGCGGAAGAUGAUCAUCUCUCUGGAAUCACUAUAUUUGGUGAGGAAGAUACUAAAGCAGAAGAAAAAGUAGAGACUGAGGAUGGUGAAAUCUCGGAAAGAGCAAGCCCUCCAGAGCCGGAAAUGAAAAUGACAGUUGAGUUUCCGGGGAUUAACGCACCCAUCCCAGAAAAUGCAGAUUUGUGGCUAUGGCAGGAGAGGAAAAACACAGUACAUGCUUCUUAUCUUAAUCACCAUCGACCCCAAGAUCAUAGAGGCGAGGUUGGCCCUCCAGGUGUUGAACUGUCUUCGAGCUAUCCUCCAAGGUAUGGCAUUAGAUAUGAUCAUGGGUAUGCUUCAAGACCAAGAAGCCCGGGAUCCGAAAAAUCAGAGUCUGAAAGACUUAACAGGUAUUACUCUUUGAAUGAUUCAUAUCUCAGGGGCAGGGUGGAUAGUGAUCCAUAUAGGUUUAGCAGCCGAAGAUGA